AUGCCAAAAAAUUAUAUAAAACCAGAAUAAACGAUGAUUUAAUAAAUCAACGAGAAAACCUAUCAUAUGAAAUAGACGAAAUAAUACAAUAAAUCAAUUAAAUCCUAGCCCUAAAAGACAAACAAUAAAUUGUUUAAAAAUUCGACAAAGACCUCCUUUUAACACUAGAAUCUAAGAUAAGCCGUCUCUAAUCUCUCGAUAGUCUCAUUCCACACAUAAUUUGCGAAGUUCUCAAUAAAGCCAGUGAUUUUAGUAAACAACUUUUCGAAAAUUUUAUCACUUUCCGCCAAAACGCUAUGUAGAUAUGUACUUAAUUACAAAACUUCUCCUCUGAAAAUGACCGAUCCUUCAAAUAUGAAUUCGCCAAUAUAAAUUUACAAGACCCAAACAAAAUAAGAGUAAUGCGCUAUAAUAUUUCUUUAAAAAAUGAAGACCUGUCAUCUUUACAAGAAGGCCGUAUAUUAAGUGAAAACCUAGUUUUUUUCAUAAUCGACUAUUUUUCAGAACGUAACCUCUCUCCCAUAUAUAAAAACUCUCAAAUUCUGA
Molecule: messenger RNA, 546 nt
Organism: Ichthyophthirius multifiliis
Lineage: Eukaryota; Ciliophora; Oligohymenophorea; Hymenostomatida
Exons: 1
Source: RefSeq, a predicted model, not a curated record